GCUGUUACCUAGUCAGUGGUCAAAGCAACAGUAGCCUACCUGAAAGAUACACAACCAACUGUAACCUUGCAUGUUAAACUCCUCCUCUUUUCACGAUGGCUACUGUGUGAUCCAAGUCUAAUCCAAGUACAGGUAAUUUAAAGCGGUCAAUUGGACCGACUGAAACUCUCAGAAAAGAUUUAUGAAAUUUGAUGUCUGCAAUCCGAUUCAUUCCCAUAUUAAAUCGGAAAGACAGCUGCAUUUUAUUUGAGGGAAAAAGACAACAUGGACUUCAACGUCAAAAGAUUAACCGCAGACGCCGGUACUUUUCUCAGCCGCGCUGUACAGUUCACAGGGGAAAUAUUUGGCCAAGCUGAAAAAACCGAGUUGGAUGCUCAUUUGGAAACUCUUCUCGCCAGAGCAGAAUAUACAAAACUGUGGACGGAGAUAAUAAUGAAACAGACUGAAGUUUUACUUCAACCCAACCCAAAUGUCAGAAUAGAGGAGUUUUUAUAUGAGAAACUGGAGAAGAAAGUCCCCUUGCAUGCAAAUAACCAUGAGCAACUAGGGAAGCACAUGACUGACUCCGGACAUGAGCUUGGGCCGGGAACGGCUUACGGAAAUGCACUCAUCAAAUGUGGAGCAACUGAGAGACAGAUUGGAGGUGCAGAAAGAGAGUUUAUUCAGAGCUCAACCAACAACCUCCUCACACCCUUCAGGAACUUCAUUGAAGGGGACUUUCAGGCCAUCUCUACAGAACGAAAGGUCUUGCAGAACAAGCGUUUGGACCUGGACGUCGCCAAAUCCAAACUGAAGAAAGCCAAGGUUGCUGAAGCCAGAUCAGCACAACUAAACUCGACUCCACCACUGGGAGAGGAGUACGGAGCCCACUUUGGCUACAUGCUCAGCUUUCUGCAUGUAAAAUGGCUAAAGAUGUGGGCAGAGGAGGAGGUGCAGGCGGAGACGGAGCUGAGGGUGGCGCAGCGCGAGUUCGACCAGCAGGCAGAGACCACCAGACUCCUGCUGCAGGGCAUCAGCACCACCCACGCGAACCACCUCCGCUGUCUGCACGAAUUUGUGGAGGCCCAGGCCGCCCACUACACACGGUGCUGCCAGUACAUGCUGGACCUCCAGAAACAGCUAGGAAGCUUUGCUUCCAUGCUCUCUUCCAACAACAACCAGCAACCCUCAACAUCCACAUCCCAGGCUUCCAUGCUCACAGCUUCCCCCUCAGUGCCACCCAUUUCCCCUUCUGCCCUGAAUGAGCUGCACAGCUCCAGCACCAGCCACAAGGCACGGGUACUGCGUGACUAUGAGGCCGCGGAUAGCGGAGUGAUGUCCCUUGUAGCUGACGAGAUCAUCAUAGUGUCCAGUGCCCCAGACAUGGACUCUGAUUGGCUGAUGGGUGAAAGGGGGAACCACAAGGGCAAGGUUCCCAUUACCUAUCUGGAGUUACGGGACUAAGAGUGUAGCAUGAGCUGAAGAGUCUAACCGCUUAUUCCUGCCAAGAUGUAGCAUUUAAACUCAAUAACUGCUAUUUCCUAUGAAGCCAUCUCGAUUCUUUCACAUCACAUGGCCGACAGUGAUGGCCGACAGCAACACAUUGAGGAAAAACCUUUCCAGGGAUUUCAGAUUGCCAAACAGAUAUUUCCUUUUUUUACUGGUCAUUUUUUCCAACUCUGACUUUAACCACAGCGUUGGCUCGUACGUAAAUUGUGUAAUUGUACUGCUACUUAGUACAUAACCAGUAAAUGUUACUUGAAUUUAAUGUUUUUAUCUUUGCAAAGACCACACACUACUUUUUAAAAUAUUAAUUUAAUGUCAUACAUUGUCAUGUUAAAGAAUUGACUGAUAAAGGUAUCUUCUUGUCAGUCAAUUGUACUUGUAUGAAAGUCUAUUCCAUUGAGAGAUAGCAUGUAUUUUACUUGAAUAUACCUUAAGAACCUUCACAAGGGGAAAAUCAGGCUGCGAGCAGAGGAGAUUCUCUCAAAGUAAGAUGCUGUUUCAGAGGUGAGCAACAGUGCCUUGUGAUAAAGCUAUAGGAGACAGAAUUAGUGAUAUAUACACUCACUGAGCACUUUAUUAGGAACCUGUACACCUACUUAUUCAUGCGAUUAUCUAGUCGUGCGGCAGCGGUGCAAUGCAUAAAAUCAUGCAGAUAGUUCUGCAAACAGAAACGCUUUGUUGGUGAGAGGUCAACAAAGAAUGGCCAGACUGGUCAAUGCUGACAGUAAUGACCACACGUUACAACAGUGGUAUGCAGAAGAGCAUCUCUGAACACACAGCAUGUCAAACCUCUAAGUGGAUAGGCUACAGCAGCAGAAGACUUAAUAAGUCUAAUAACUACCAAAUAAAGUGCUCACUGAGUUUGGUGGUUAGAACACUGUUUUCAGCUCACUGCAGUUGUUUUAGCUUUACAGAAAUGUUAAAACAUUACCGUGUACUGACUGCCAUUUCUAUCAGAAAUGGAAAGGCUGAUACAUUAGUUUUUUUUGUCACAAUGGAGUAUUUGUUUUCUGCUGAAUGGAAUGUUAUUACUUGCAGGAAAUUAUUGUCUUUGGAAAAUAAUAUUAAACCUAUAAAUGUUUAUUAGGUAUAUAUCUUAACUGAAAGAAGGUACUUGUAGAAGCAUACAUUGCCAUAUUUUGCACAUCACUAUUUAAUUAAUAAUAUAGUUCUUAAAAGUCCAUAGUCGAUAGAAAUGCAUAAAUGUGAUAUUAGUUAUUAUAUAUAUAUAUUAGAAUAUAUUUCCCCACAUUGGAAGACUUUUUGGUUUCUCAGAAUAACAACUAAAGCUUGAUUUUUCUGUAGUAAAACAUGGUGACUUAUUGUUAAAAAGAACAUUAUUUGUAUCAAUCUAACAUUCUGAGAAGACUGGUUACCCUUAGUUACGUAUUCUUUAUAAAACGUUGGAAAUGUGGUAUGCUGUCACAAGUUUGCCAUAUUGCGCAAUAAAGGGUCUUGCUAC
Molecule: messenger RNA, 2947 nt
Organism: Conger conger (European conger)
Lineage: Eukaryota; Metazoa; Chordata; Actinopteri; Anguilliformes; Congridae
Gene: sh3glb1b
Product: SH3-domain GRB2-like endophilin B1b
Exons: 11
Coding region: 265-1443 (392 amino acids)
Biological process (GO): membrane organization
Cellular component (GO): cytoplasm; membrane
Molecular function (GO): protein binding
Source: RefSeq, a predicted model, not a curated record